UAUAUAUACGUACAUAUAAGAACCACACAGCUUUGUUGCUUCUAAUCUCCCUCCCCACUUCUCCCACACAAUUGAGCUCAAUAAUUAGCGAUGGCCGUAAGAAUUUCCUCUAUGCAGUUAAUCUCGAUACAUCAUAAGCCUAAUCGAACACCAUCAACUUCUAAAAGGGUAUUCAUUUCUGCAAAGUCAGACUCAGAAAAGCCAUCUUCACCUCCACUUCAGAUCAGAUCCAAUAUCAAGCUCCAAAAGGUGUUUGAAGAUAAAUCUAGUGGUAUAGUAUGUUAUAGAGAUGAUAAAGGAGAAGUAAUUUGUGAAGGAUACGAUGAAGGACCUAGGCUUCCCCAACCCUUGUUUUCAAGAUUUUCUUCUCAUCGAAGAGAUGGAGAAGCCAUGAUACGUCUCCUUAAAAGAAGUCUUCUUUUAGUCAUAGAAGGUGCUGGUAAAGUCAACUAAUCAUGGAGUACUGCUGACCAUUUCUAAGAUGUAUAAUCGUUGUUCUUUUCUUAUGGUGUUCUUAGUCCAUAGAAUUCGAAUUAAUCAAACAAAAGAUGUAACUAUCAGGCCAUUGAUGAAUCGACUUUGGCUAUAUAUGUACGUAGUUUUUUUAUAAAAGUUGGAAUUACUUGUAUGGAAUUCAUAAGUUUCUGUUUCUUUUUCUUUAUUUU
Molecule: messenger RNA, 665 nt
Organism: Lactuca virosa
Lineage: Eukaryota; Viridiplantae; Streptophyta; Magnoliopsida; Asterales; Asteraceae
Source: the annotation of a GenBank genome assembly